Molecule: messenger RNA, 4285 nt
Organism: Oldenlandia corymbosa var. corymbosa
Lineage: Eukaryota; Viridiplantae; Streptophyta; Magnoliopsida; Gentianales; Rubiaceae
Source: the annotation of a GenBank genome assembly
GUUCAAAGUCAUUCUUCCAUUUAGGCCAAAGGAACAAAAGAAUUUCCCAUAAUUUCCAGUCUCAUUCUCCUAACUUUAAAUUAAAAAAAAAAAAAAAACAACCAACAAAAGCUAAAAAUUGCAGCAGCCCACGCUUACAGUAAACUGUGCUAAUAUAAAUUCCACACACAGACUUAAUGUUACAGUUAUGCUACAUACAAUUCGCUUUACUUACUGCGCGUCUCUCAACUCGGCUCUUCUCACUUGACCAGGUGUUGAUGCUUGUGCUCUUUUCAAGCUAGGGUUUUGAUUUUUGGGAGCUGAAUAUACUAAUUGCAAACUCAGAAAUUUUGGAGGUUGUGUCUUUUGGGCCAGUAUGGUGUAGACAACCAAAAACCGAGUUGAGUCAUUGACAUCUGAUGGAUACUCGGUCAACAGGUGGUGCUGGGGAUGACACUGGUGGAAUUCCCGAUGACUUGCGUUGUAAGAGAUCUGAUGGUAAACAGUGGAGAUGUACUGCAUUGUCCAUGCCUGAUAAGACUGUUUGUGAGAAGCACUACAUACAGGCAAAGAAAAGGGCUGCAAAUUCUGCAAUGAAAGCUAGCAUGAAAAAGAAGGGGAAAUCUAUGGGCGAGGGUGAUAGUUACUACGAAAAUAAGAGCGAUGACAUGGACGGUCCACUUUCUAGUUCCAAAGUUGGAGACUACCCGGGUUCUUUCUCAGGGAAAAAUUACAAAGAAAAGUUUCCGAAAAAUCAUAUCGAGUAUUCGCCUGAAGCAGCUUCAACGAAGGUUCCUUUGCGCAGUUCUCUCAAAUUGAAUGAUGAUUUACCGAUGGAUAAUAUUUUGUACGAGGAGAAUCAUAGAUCAUACAGGAUUCAGCUACCCUCUGCAGUGGAUUCAUCUAGAAGCAGAUCUCAAAAGAUGCCCGAUUCAAGUCCUAUGACAGAAACUUCUGAAGCAAGUUCAGAGGCUUCAGAUGAGACUGUAAGGCAGCCUUGUCAUCAGUGCAAGCAAAUUAGAGGAGACAGAAUUAUUUGGUGCCUCAAUUGUGAUAGAAGAGGAUAUUGUGAAAACUGCAUUUCAACCUGGUACUCAGAUCUCCCGUUAGAAGACAUUCAAAAACUUUGUCCAGUCUGUCGAGGUAGCUGCAGUUGCAAGAUGUGCCUGCGAGGAGAUAAUUUGAUAAAAGCAAGGAUUCGAGACAUACCUGCCCAAGACAAAUUGCAACAUCUCUAUUGCUUGCUAUCUGCAGUUCUUCCUGUUGUUAAGCAAAUCCAGCAUGAACAGACCUCAGAAGUGGAAUUGGAAAGUAGGCUAGAAGGAAGUAAGGAUCUUGCCCGGACAAAAUUAAAUGCAGAUGAGCAGAUGUGCUGUAAUUAUUGCAGGAUACCGAUUAUCGACUACCACAGGCAUUGCCCAAGUUGCUCAUAUGAUCUUUGUCUCAGUUGCUGUAAAGACAUUAGAGAAGCAACCAGACUUGUUCUUGAGGGAGAAACUGCUUCGCAAGUUGAUGGCGAAGGAUCUGCUUAUGAGCAACUUAACUUAUCUAACGUUCACCGGAAUUUGUUUAAAAGGUACUCUGAUUGGAGAGUCAAUGCCGAUGGCAGUAUUCCAUGUCCGCCAAGGGAGUAUGGGGGUUGUGGUCACUCAAUUUUAAUGUUAAAACGCAUAUUUAAAAUGAACUGGGUGGCAAUAGUGGCAAAGAAUGCAGAAGAAUUGGUUAGUGGCUGUAAGGUUAGUGAUUCUUGCUGUCAGGAGAUACCUGAGUUUGAUCCCAGACUCUUACAGGCUGCAUAUAGAGAAAGUGAUAACGACAAUUUUCUAUACCAUCCAUCAGCCCAAGAUAUUAAGGCUGAAAGACUUGAAGAGUUCAGAAUCCACUGGAGUCGAGGUGAACCUGUUGUUGUUAAAGAAGUUUGUGACUUCUCUACAAUGGAGAUCUGGAAUCCUAUGGUUUUGUUGAAUGGAAUUAGAGAGACAGCAGAUGAAAAACCCAAAGAUCCAAAUAGAACUGUAAAAGCUAUUAACUACUUUGACAGGACAGAGGUUGAUAUAGAAAUCACUGACUUCAUGAAAGGAUACUCGGUGGGUAAAUUUAAUGAAAAUGGCCAGCGACAGUUUUUAAAACUGAAAGAUUGGCCCUCUCCCAGUGCUUCAGAGGAGUUUUUGAUGUAUCAGAGACCGGAUUUUAUCAGUAAACUUCCCUUGCUUGAAUUCAUCCAUUCGAAGUGGGGGCUUCUGAAUGUUGCUGCAAAACUGCCUCACUAUUCCUUGCAGAAUGAUGUUGGUGCUAAAAUUCGUAUUUCAUAUGGCACACCUCAAGAACUUGAUGGUGGUGGUUCAACUGAGAAUCUCCAUCUUAAGAUGCAUGACAUGGCGUUUUUGCUGGUGCAUACGUGUGAUGUGAAGCCAAACAUUGAGACGGUAGAGCAGGAACUUAUAGGAUCAGAAGGAAGACGACAAUUAGGUGAUCCACAAGUCAGUGCAAGUGAAGGGUCACCGAAAUUAGCAACCAGUGGAGAAGAUAUUAUGGAUGAAGAUCAGGCUGAUGUUGAUCCAAGUGAUAGAGAGAAGAUCUUGGAUCAAGCUGUUGAAGCCUCCUCUAACCCUGAAGAAAAAAUAUUAAUUGGAGAAGUUCCGCACGGAGGCAGUGAUAAGAGUUCUGAAACUUUAACUGCUGGAGCACAUUGGGAUGUUUUUCGGCGUCAGGAUGUUCCUAAGCUAAUUGAAUACCUAAUAAAUCAUAGACAAGAUUUCAAGAUGUCUGACAACAAUGCCAGGAUGCAGCAUCCUGUGUAUGAUAGUGCUAUUUAUUUGAAUAAUCAUCACAAGAAAAUGCUCAAGGAAGAGCUUGGAAUAGAGCCAUGGUCCUUUGAUCAGCAACUGGGGGAAGCUAUCUUUAUCCCUGCUGGUUGUCCUUUCCAAGUGAAAAAUCUUCAGGUGAGUCAUGUGUCUGUAUCUCUGUCUGAAUCUCCGUAGUUAAAUCCGUAAGCUUGGAAAUUGAAUCUACCUAACCAAGGGAAACAUAGAUUUGUAUUGCAAAGAUUGUGCUCUGGGGCUCAUCUCAUGGCAAGGAUUGUGCGCCAGGGCUCAUCUCAAGUUAUUAUGAAAUGUUUUAAUGGUUUAGUCAUUGUGACCUGCUCUUCAAAUAGUAGUUUUUGCUUAACCCCUAAUAGUGUAGGUAACUGUAUCUUUCGGUUGGCAAUUCUUCAUUUAUGGUGUAAUGUAAAAAUACCUUUCUUUAAUGUGGAUUGAGCUUGCAUGCUGCUAACUAUUUUGUUUUUGGAAGCAACUUGAUCUUCAAUUCAAAUAAUAAAGUUUGUGUGUGGUUUCCAAGGUAUUUUGAUGCUUGUUUAAUCAUUUAAAGAGGAUCGAGAGAACCUCCAUGACGUCGGAGUGUUUUAUUGUAUUCAUGUUACCUACCUUUCUUUCUAAUCAAUGUUUUCAGUGAGAAGAUCUCCAUCGCUAUUUGAAUAGGCUCAAAGAGCUUUUAGGAACUGUGCAUGUUGCCAUGUUUCAUCUUGAUGUUGCAUCAUUAGAGUCUCUUCUUUGUGAUGAAGUUUUUCCUCUCUAAUUCCUCUUCUCUUUAUAAAUUCAGUCCACCAUUCAAUUGGGUCUUGAUUUUCUUUCUCCUGAAAGUUUGAGUGAGGCCAACCGAUUAGCUGCAGAAAUUCGUGGCCUUCCCAAUGACCAUGAGGCCAAGCUUCAAAUACUGGAGGUACAUUGGAAUAAAAGUUUUGGUUCCUCGUGCGUUAUAGACAUCUUUAUCUUGGGAAAAAUGGUGAUUAUGGACACUCUUAUACUGAUACAGGUCGGGAAGAUAUCGCUCUAUGCUGCAAGUUGGGCAAUUAAAGAGGUUCAAAAGUUGGUUCUUGAUCCAAAGUGAGGAAGAACUCUCUAUUGUUGUCACUGUUGUUAGUCUGUGUGUGUUUGGUUUACGGGAACUUUAUAUUUUUUCAUCUCCUGCAGACUUGGGCCAGAGCGGGAAUAUGAAGAUCCCAAUCUAACGGCAUUGGUGUCGAAGAAUUUGGAAGAGAUGGUUAAACAAAGGCAGGUCGCUUGUUUGUAAAUUCGUGUACUGGAUAAACUUUUACAGCCAGAAGAAGGCAGAGGUAAUUGUGUAAAUAGGUGUGUAUGCAAUGUAGUCAUUCUUUCUGCCCCAGAAAUUUUCAUUCAGAUUGCUACUGGGAAAAUGCGGCGAGCUGUAGGUAAACUGUGUUAUAGAACUGGAAAUAUGUAGAGAAUGAACACUGGAGCAGUUUCUAUAAAUGGAUGUGCCCUUUUCUUAAUGAGUUCUUUCUUAG